CUUCGGUAGUCAUCAGGUAUUUCCUGGUAUUUCCUCUACUCUACUCCAGAAGUAUGCAUAAUAUGCCCCCGCACGGACAAGUUUUUACAGGUUGGAGACUGGAGUAGACUGGAGGUUCAGUAAGAAGCAGAUACUUCUGAUAUUAGGUCUCGACAUCGUGACAUUAUGGGUAAACCAAAAAAUUGUUGCCAGUGUGUCAUCAAAUAUACUUUGUUCAUCUUCUGCUACUUAUUCUGGGUAACCAGUGCUGUUUUCAUUGCAGUGGGUGUGUAUGCCAAAAUUGCGAAGGAGGGAGGUGUAGUGGACUCUCUGACAGCUGACCCUGCCCUUUUGCUCAUAAGCAUUGGCUCCUUAAUGUUCAUCAUCACCUUCUUUGGGUGUUUCGGUGCACUGCGCAACGCAGUCUUGCUGUUAAAACUGUUUUUAGGAAUUCUGGUGGCAAUCCUUCUCCUGCAGGUUGCAGCUGCUGUGCUUGGGUUCCUUUUCUCAGACUUGGUUUUGCACAGGACAGAGCAGCUGAUGAGGAAAGGGAUUGUUCGCUACCGUGAGGACAUGGACCUUGAAAACCUGAUAGACUUUGUACAGAAGAAGUUUCAGUGUUGUGGCGUGGACUCACACAAAGACUGGUCUGGCAAUGUGUAUUUCCAGUGCCCUGCGAGAAAUCACAGUUUGGAGGGUUGUGGGGUGCCCUUCUCUUGCUGUGUACGGCACAAAAAUGAGACAAUCUUCAACACCAUGUGUGGAUAUGAAAUGCAAACCUUGGAUGAAGCCUCUGCAGCAAAAAUCAUCUACACUACGGGCUGUCUAGAAAAGAUUGUGUUGUGGGGGAAACAGAACCUUUACUUCAUAGGAGGAAUGGCAGUUGGACUUCUCGGCCUAGAGAUAUCAAUGAGUUGUCUAGCUGCUUCCCAGAUGUCUCACAUCCAGAGGAGAACGGAGAACGGCAGGAAUGUUUACUGACGCAAUGGAGGAUGUGCUGGCUAGUGAUUCCCUAGAGUGUAGGACGUCAACGAAAAUCUCUGGGGCUUGAAAAUAAUUGUUUUCAUCAGGUUCAAUGGGGCAUAAAUGAUUCACUUUAUGCUCUGUAAUGAUGUGCUGCUGUUGAAGCAUCGCCAACUUGAAGAUAAGACAUUGGUAUGCCUCUAUCUGUGCACAUGUGCCAGGAGCUCUGUGACUGAUCCCAGCUUUAAUAUUUGCCAUUGUUUCUCCAGUACCUCGUACAAAUAAUGUUAUCCUGUACAAGAGGACAGAAAUUAGGUUUAGGGAGACUGGGACUGGAUACAUCAGCUUGAUAAAAAAUGUUUAUUUUAUGUGUAAUUCAUUUAUUGUUGUUAGAAAUGUAUUUAUCAAAGCUGUGACAUUGUAUUUUUAUAUAUUUUUAACUGUUACAUCAAAUGAAAGUGUUCAAACUGUUUACAAAUAGAUAUGUAUUCUAUGUAAAGUUCAAUAUUUUACCUGCUAUUAAUGGGCCAUUUUAUAUUAAGCCAUUUCAUACUGUCUUGCUACUCUGUGAAACAACAUUUUUUUGCAAGUGGAUAUGGAUACAAGCAUUUUAACAACAUGUAUUGUCUAAUUGGUAAGCCAUAUAUGUAAAAUGUGAUUUUACACAUUGAUAUCAAUUAACAGUGAAAAAUAAUAUAGAAAAAAAAUGAAAUGCAUAGUCACAUCAACCAUAUCCUCAUUAUUCCCCUUAAUCAAACUUGAUUAUCCUCAAACUUUGUGGAGCUUUGUGAUGAAGGCUUCCUCAGGUACACUCCACAGCCGAGACUGUUCUUAACUGACUGCAAAGUCAAUUUGCUGUCAUAGCAGGAGGCAAGUGUGUGAAGACUUGGUCUUCUGGACACGAAGAUGGAUGGGCCUGCUCUCCUCUUUCUCCUUGGUCAGCACAGGGCUUUCGGGCGAACUUGACCUGGAAAUGACUCUGUACUGGCCCCGAAUGUUCUGCAGUGGGUUGUACUCCGCACUGAUGUGACUUGGACAGCGGAACCGCUCCUUGAUGACAUGACCCAGCUGAGAGACUGCAACAAACCCGUCCUUGAAGGGUAAAAUCUUUGUGACUGAGGCGUAGACAUACUGGACGACAAGUAAACGCCCUACAAAUGACAGCAAUAAAGAAAGGGUUAAUCUCUGUUCAUUCUUAUGCUGGAAAUAAAACUAAGAAAAAUGAAAGAUGAAAGGGUGUUCAUGAGAUAAUUGAUGUUCAGUGUCGCAAAAAUGUGAAUGUGCGUAACAUUUCAUAUUGUCUCCUGGUGAUCGUAUGCUUGUUUUCAAAUAAUAAAAAUGAUUACCAUUGGAUGCAUCCCAGA
Messenger RNA from Anguilla rostrata (American eel), 2306 nucleotides. RefSeq lists its product as uncharacterized. Gene Ontology annotation, cellular component: plasma membrane. The transcript is spliced from 8 exons. Bases 166 to 960 code for a protein of 264 amino acids. Lineage: Eukaryota; Metazoa; Chordata; Actinopteri; Anguilliformes; Anguillidae. The record is from RefSeq and is a predicted model, not a curated record.